This is a messenger RNA of Trichechus manatus latirostris (Florida manatee), 1440 nucleotides long. RefSeq names its product protein Shroom3. The record is from RefSeq and is a predicted model, not a curated record. Gene Ontology annotation, biological process: actin filament organization. Lineage: Eukaryota; Metazoa; Chordata; Mammalia; Sirenia; Trichechidae. Gene Ontology annotation, molecular function: actin filament binding. Gene Ontology annotation, cellular component: adherens junction; apical junction complex; apical plasma membrane.
AUGGAGAAGCACUCCAGUUCCUCUACAAGUGACCUCUCCAACUAUGACCAUACUUAUCUGAGACAUCUCACAUCUCCUCAAGGCAACAGCCCACAUUCCAACGAGAGAAAGAGCACCCACAGCAACAAACCAUAUUCUAAUCACCACAACCUCAAACUCCCUCAGGCUCCAGCCUGGCAAGUGGAAGAUAGAUCUUCCAGGCCCUCAGAGCCCUGGGAGGCAGACUUCCAGGAAGACCACAAUGUCAACCUCCAGAGGAAGCAGGAGAGAGAAGGCCUAGGCCAGAGCCUGUCAAGAAACUUUGGCAAGACCAAGUCAGCCUUCUCAUCUCUCCAGAACAUUCCAGAAAGUCUAAGAAGGCAAAGCAGCCUGGAGCUAGGAGGAGGAUCUCAGGAAGGCUACCCAGAUGGCAAACCAGCCUCUAUAGUCAACACCAAGGAUGAGGACCCUGGAAGGAAAGUCGGUCUUGACCACAGGAGCCAUCUGGACAGGCCAGUUUCCUAUCCAAGACCCGAGGGGAGAACUAGCGUUUCGGCCUCUUUCCACAGUUCAGAACCAAGGUACGAAGAGCCCUUUUCCCCACCGUACCAGCACACAUCCAGUCUGGGCCCAAGGAGGCUCAACUCUGGCAUCACCUCGGCUCUGCAGGGCUUUCCGUACAGGAAGCCCCACAGUUCAGUGCUGGAGAAGGUUUCCAGAAUUGAGCAGCGGGAGCAAGGGAGCCAGAAAUCCUCAAGUGUAGGUUGCUCCAGUUAUGGCCAUACCUAUAGGCCCAACAGGACGGUCUCAACUUCCAGUAUUUCUGAGAAUGAAUUUGAGGAGGCAAGAGCCAAUAUCCGUUUUUCUGAAUCCAUUGAGCCUCUAGGCAGUAAGGAGCAGCACUUCAAAAACGGAGAGUCAAAGUCGGAAGAGGUUUUCUGGCAGCCAUGCGGGCAGCAGCUGAGGAGAGGUGCAGAUGGUGGCCGGGGCCCCCAACUCCGACGAGGUGAGCCCCCUAGGCGGGAUGCUCGCCUCCUCCGCAGCCAGAGCACCUUCCAGCUCUUAAGCGAGGCCGAGAAGGCGCCUGUUUGGCCAGAUGACAGACCUACCACUCCCGAGUCGCCCCUGCUGGACGCCCCCUUCAGCCGCGCCUACCGGAACAGCAUCAAGAACGCACAGUCCCGCGUCCUGGGGGCCACCUCCUUUCGUCGGAGGGACCUCGAACUGGGGGCGCCAGGGGCAUCCAGGCCCUGGCGACCCAGGCCCGCCUCGGCCCACACUGGGCUGCGGAGUCCCGAGGCGCCAUUGGUGGCCUCCCCCUACCCACACACGCCCCGUGAGCGGCACAGCGUGACCCCGGCCGAGGGUGAACCGGCCCAACCAGCGCCUCCUACUGCUCGGAGAGGGGCACGUCGGCGCCUGAACCCCGAGCAGAAGAAAAACUGCUUCAUCAUCUUCUGA